Molecule: messenger RNA, 2562 nt
Organism: Apiotrichum porosum
Lineage: Eukaryota; Fungi; Basidiomycota; Tremellomycetes; Trichosporonales; Trichosporonaceae
Gene: VPH1
Product: H(+)-transporting V0 sector ATPase subunit a
Exons: 2
Coding region: 1-2562 (853 amino acids)
Biological process (GO): vacuolar acidification; proton transmembrane transport
Cellular component (GO): vacuolar proton-transporting V-type ATPase, V0 domain; fungal-type vacuole membrane; vacuolar proton-transporting V-type ATPase complex
Molecular function (GO): ATPase binding; proton-transporting ATPase activity, rotational mechanism
Source: RefSeq, a predicted model, not a curated record
AUGGCGUCCGGCAACACCUACCCCAACCUCUUCCGCUCCGAGGAGAUGAGCCUCGUGCAGCUCUACAUCCCCACCGAAGUCGCCCAUGAUACAGUCUACGAGAUUGCAGAGAUGGGCAACAUUCAGUUCAAGGACCUCAACCCCCAGCUCUCCGCCUUCCAGCGCCCCUUCACCCCGCGUCUCCGUCGUCUCGGCGAGAUGGCACGCCGUGUUCGCCUCUUCAAGUCACAGAUUGCUGCCCUCGAGCCUCCCAUCGGUAUCCCACCUCUCUCGGCCAUCCCGCCCUUCCCCAUGGUCGGCCCUCGCUCCCAGAGCGCCUUUGAUGAGCUCGACGAAAAGCUCAAGGAGCACGAACGCCGACUCGCCGAGAUGAACCGCUCGUGGGAGGACCUUGGCAAACGCAAGGGCGAGCUCGAGGAGAAGAAGUGUGUCCUCAAUGAGACUGCUGGCUUCUUCAAUGAGGCCGAGCACCGUCACACCGAAAUCCGCACCUCGUUCGAUGCCGACGACGGCACCACGCCUCUCCUCGAGGCUGCCGCCGAGUACGGCAACAUUCCCGGCGAGUCGACGCUUGCGGGCUUUGACCUCGAGUUUGUCGCCGGCACCAUCGAGCGCACCCGUAUGCCCACGUUUGAGCGCAUUCUUUGGCGCGUCCUCCGUGGCAACCUUUACAUGAACUACUCGGAGAUUGAGACUCCCUUCGUCGACGCAACCACCGGCGUCCACACGUACAAGGAUGUCUUUAUCAUCUUUGCUCACGGCGAGGAGCUCCUCGCCAAGAUCCGCAAGGUCGCCGAGUCGAUGGGUGGUACCCUCUACACCGUUGACUCUGCCCCGGACAAGCGCGCCGACGCUCUCCGUGAGACUCAGACCCGUCUCGAAGACGUUGACGCUGUUCUGUACAACGUCGGCCAGACCCGCCGUGUUGAGCUCAGCAAGAUUGCCGAGGGUCUGGAGGCCUGGCGGGAGGCUGUGCGCCGCGAGGAGGAGAUUUACCGCACGAUGAACCUCCUCUCGUAUGACCAGGGCCGCAAGACCCUUGUCGCCGAGGGUUGGUGCCCUACGCGCGAUAUUACCGCUGUCCAGCUCGGUCUUCGCCGCGCAACCGAGACGGCUGGUACGUCGGUGCCGCCCAUUCUGUCCGAGGUUCGCACCCACCAGACCCCACCCACGUACCACCGUACCAACAAGUUUACGGAGGGUUUCCAGGCCCUCAUCGACUCGUACGGUAUGGCCACGUACCAGGAGGUCAACCCGGGACUUUUUACCGUCAUUACCUUCCCCUUCCUCUUUGCCGUCAUGUUCGGCGACAUUGGCCACGGUAUCCUCGCCCUCCUUUCAGCCAUUUUCAUGAUUACCUUUGAGCGCCGUCUCCAGUCGGCUGGCCUCGACGAAAUGACUGGCAUGUUCUUUUACGGUCGCUACCUCGUCCUCCUCAUGGGCUGCUUCUCGAUCUUUACCGGUUUCAUGUACAACGACAUCUUCUCCAAGUCGCUCCACAUCUGGGGUUCCGGCUGGGAGUGGCCCCAGCACGAGGCCAACGCUACAGUUAUUGCCGAGAGGACCGGCAGCAUUUACCCCUUCGGUCUCGACCCCAACUGGCACGGCGCUACCAACUCCCUCGUCUUCACCAACUCGUACAAGAUGAAGAUGUCCAUCAUCAUCGGUGUCCUCCACAUGACUUUUGCCACAUGCCUUCAGGUGCCCAACCACAUUCACUUCAAGAAGGUCCGCAACAUUUGGGCCGAAUUUGUGCCCCAGGUCAUCUUCAUGUGGUGCUUGUUUGGCUACCUGAUCAUCUGUAUCAUCUGGAAGUGGGCCACCGAUUGGACCCAGUCCGAGCUUCCUCCUCCCGGUCUCCUCAACAUGCUCAUCUUCAUGUUCCUCUCACCCGGAACUAUUGUCGACGGCACGCGCCUGUACGCUGGCCAGGGCUUUGUCCAGACCUCCCUCCUCCUCAUUGCUGUCGUCUGUGUUCCCUGGAUGCUUUGUGCCAAGCCCUACUUGGCCUGGAAGGACCACCAGAAGAUUGCCGGCCAGGGCUACCAGGGCCUCGCCCAGACCCACGACAACGGCCGCCCUAGCACCUCCACCGACGCUGACCUCGAGGAGGAGGAGGAAGGUGCCGGCCAGGCUGUUGCCCACGACGAUGGCCACGGAGGCUCCGGCGAGUUUGAGAUCGGAGACGUCAUUAUCAACCAGAUCAUCCACACCAUCGAGUACUGCCUGGGCUGUAUCUCCAAUACCGCAUCGUACCUCCGUCUCUGGGCCCUGUCGCUUGCCCACGCCCAGCUCUCCGAGGUGCUGUAUGGCAUGACCCUCGAGAACGCCUUCCUGUACGAAGGCGGUGUCAUUGGCGGCACGUUUGCGGUCGUGUUCAUGUUCGGCAUGUGGUUUGUCCUGACCCUUGCCAUUCUCUGUCUUAUGGAGGGUCUCUCGGCCUUCCUCCACGCCCUCCGUCUCCACUGGGUCGAGUUUAGCUCCAAGUUUUACAUGGCUGGCGGCUACCCCUUCACCCCCUUGUCGUUUGUCGUCGACGACCUUGACGAUGUCCCGGCGUAG